Messenger RNA from Microthlaspi erraticum, 1857 nucleotides. The record is from the annotation of a GenBank genome assembly. Lineage: Eukaryota; Viridiplantae; Streptophyta; Magnoliopsida; Brassicales; Brassicaceae.
AUGAGGAGAGAACUACUUCUAUACGCCGUCGUUUUGGCUCUAGCUUGCCUCUCCCUGCCACGUGUCGUCGAAUCUUCGGCUCGAUGCAAAGCUUGGCUGGUUCAGUCCAUCCCCACGGACAUGCCUGAGCUUCCUCGCGUCUCUGGCGUACUUUCUACAGGGGAUGUGUUUCAGUGGCUUGCAAACAAUUCAACAAAAUCACUAGACAUCAUUGCACAGUACUGGCAACUUCUUGCUAAACCAAAAGAUCCUCGCUCAGGCGAAUUCGGUUAUUCAGAUUCAGAGUUGCAGCAAUUUGGUGCUCAUCUUGGUUCUCUAGUUUACAAAUCCAUUGAUAACGCUGCUAAUCGCAAUGUUAAUAUCAGGCUAUUGUCUCAUUCAGGACUAUACCCAUACUAUACCAAAGAACCAUCUGAUCUUGCUAAUGGAAGACCAAACGUGAAGAAUGUGACUUUGUUACUAAGCAAAUGGUGGGGCUCAGGAAUUGUUCAUGCCAAGGUCUGGAUUUCGGAUGAUCGUGACGUCUAUAUCGGAUCUGCUAACAAUGACUGGAAAUCUCUUACUCAGGUGAAGGAAGUUGGGAUUUACUUGAGUGGGUGUUCAAGAAUUGCUAGAAAGGUCAAAACUUAUUUCAAUAACUUGUGGAGAUUGUCCACUCUUGAUUCUUCAAUACACACAAGAAAUGUAUCAGAUCAACAAUGGCUGAUCAAUAGAACUGUUCCUUGUUGGUCUCAUUUCAUACCUAACAAAGCAAGAUGCAGGUCACCUCUUCCAAGUUACAUAGAGACACCUAAUGUGUCUCCAGGCUAUCCUUCACUAUCUGAUCCUGAGAUGUUAAGAGUCGAAAUCGAAACUCUCCCUAGAAACCAUUCUUGUCAAGAACCGCAACCGAGCUAUCUAUCUUUUGCACCACCAGAGCUGCUGUUUGGAAAGUACCAGUCUGAUGAACAAGGAUGGGUAGAUACAAUUAAAUCUGUAGUGGAAGGAGGAACGGUGAGGAUCAAUACAAUGGAUUGGCUAGGUCAGUCUCAGUACACUACUCCUAAGGUUUACUGGUCUUCCCUUUCUUCUGCGGUCUCCGAGGUCGUUUUCGCCAAGAAAGCCAAAGUGAAGAUCUUAGUAGCAUAUUGGGGUCAUUUCAUUGAAGCCACUGAUGGAUACUUGAGGUCGCUGCUUUACUCAAAUGUUCUUUGCUCUUCUUCUUCUUCUUCUGUGCAAAGCAAAUGUUUGGGACAAGUGGAGAUUAGAUACUACAUGGUUCCUGGUUUUAACAAGACAGGGCCUGCGGUUAUAAACGGGACUAAAACAGGAAACUUGUAUCCAGCUUACUCGAGGGUGAAUCAUGGGAAGUACGUAGUCAGCGACAUGAGAGCUCACAUAGGAACAAGUAAUCUCGUUUGGGAUUACUUCUUUACGACAAGUGGUGUGAGCUUUGGAACUUACAAGAUGGAGAUUGUGUUGAAGCUUCAGGAGAUCUUUGAUGCUGAUUGGAACUCUCCAUAUGUAGUUCCUGUUCAAGAGCUUGGACAAGAUAUGGUGGUGAAGCGGUUGGUCAUCAAAGGCGAGGUAGUGAUCGGUGCGGCGGCGGAGUGGGAAGGCAAAGACCGGACAGCUGUCGUGAUCGCUGAGGCUAGACCCAUCAGCACGAAGAUGAAUUCUUCGAGUAUUCUCAGUGUCUUUCUCACCAUCGAAACUUUGUGUGUUUCUCUAUUGCCGAAGUUUCAAGAAGAGAGAGCAAGAGAGAGCGAGAGAGAGAGAGAGGCGUGUGAUAGUUUUGUGCUGACUUGUGAUCAUGGGAGAGAAGUAGAAAGAAAACGCUAUGCGUUGAAAGACUUUUCCCUUCUCUGUCCCUCUUGA